Molecule: messenger RNA, 272 nt
Organism: Eutrema salsugineum
Lineage: Eukaryota; Viridiplantae; Streptophyta; Magnoliopsida; Brassicales; Brassicaceae
Product: defensin-like protein 159
Exons: 2
Coding region: 1-234 (77 amino acids)
Source: RefSeq, a predicted model, not a curated record
AUGGCCAAAUUAUCAUGUUCUUAUUUCCUUGUACUCAUGCUUGUUUUCUCAGCUUGUUUGAUGGUUGAAAUCGCUGAGGGAAAGCGAUGUCAUAUAACUAUUGACAAAGCGAUGGCAUGUGACCUUGUCUAUUGCCGUAAUAGCUGCUAUACGGGAUACAACGGCGUUGGAAAAUGUUUUGAUGAUCCUAAAGUUCCAGGCCGUGAUAACUGUGGUUGUCUCUAUAAUUGUUAGAGAGAUAAUUUCUAGAGAAAAGGUGACAUUAUGAAUAA